Messenger RNA from Vitis riparia (riverbank grape), 660 nucleotides. RefSeq names its product zeaxanthin 7,8(7',8')-cleavage dioxygenase, chromoplastic-like. Gene Ontology annotation, cellular component: chloroplast stroma. Gene Ontology annotation, biological process: carotene catabolic process. Bases 1 to 660 code for a protein of 219 amino acids. Gene Ontology annotation, molecular function: carotenoid dioxygenase activity. NCBI's taxonomy places the organism in Eukaryota, Viridiplantae, Streptophyta, Magnoliopsida, Vitales, Vitaceae. The record is from RefSeq and is a predicted model, not a curated record. The transcript has a single exon.
AUGCCAGUGAGUGCUGAGCUAGACAAGGUUCCGAGAAUUGGUGUGCUUCCACGGUCUGCAUCAACUGACUCCAAAAUCCGGUGGUUCGAGGCGCCUGGCUUUAAUGCAAUGCAUGCCAUCAAUGCAUGGGAAGAAGAGAUCAUCCUGGUUGCACCCAAUGCCAUAUCCAUAGAGAACCUUGUUCACAACAUAGAAAAGGUCCAUUUCUCACUAGAAAAGGUGAGAAUCAACUUGAGGAAUAGCUCAGUCACAAGAACCACCCUUUCACAGAAGAAUUUGGAGUUGGGCUCAAUAAACCCUAGCUACGUGGGGAAGAGAAACAGGUAUGCUUAUAUGGGUAUAGGGGAAAUGAUACCAAAAAUGAGUGGGGUUGUGAAAAUUGACUUGGAGUUGGUGUGUGAAGUGUCAAGAAGGCUAUAUGGAGCUGGGUGCUUUGGAGGAGAACCCUUGUUUGUGGCGAAGGAUGGUGCAAGUGAGGAGGAUGACGGGUACAUAGUGUCAUACGUGCAUGAUGAGAAGAGUGGAGCCUCGAGGUUUGUGGUGAUGGAUGCCAAGUCACAAACCCUUGAUGUUGUCGCAACAGUGAAGCUUCCUAGAAGAGUGCCUUAUGGCUUCCAUGGCCUUUUUGUGAAAGAUGGGGAUAUCAGAGAGAUUUACUAA